AUGGCCGGCACAGCACCGCCUGUGCCGUCGGCAACAUCGGCGGCACCACAGGCGUACUGGUCGUCGUACGCGGCGCGCCUGCGCGCGUACCACAACGCGCUGCUUGUGCCCGUCAACCCGAGCGCACCGGCCGCGCCCAAGACGACCAAGCGCGGCACGACCAUCAUCAACUACGCCGAAGACGGCUUCGACGACUACCUGGACGACGACGACGACGACUCGCGGCGGCGUCCGUCCAGUCUGCGGCUGCGGGGGACGCCGACAGGGACACCGGGCGGUCCUGGAUCCGGGGCCCCGGGCACAUCCACACCAGGCGAGCCGGCGGACCGCAUCAAGGACGCGGAUGGGCCCGUGGAAGUGCAGGGGGUGUGGCGCGACUGGCAGGGCAAGACGCGGGUGCCGCGGUCGGACCUGGCCAACUAUGCACAGGCCUGCCUGCCCUCGACGCUGAUUCCGAUCCGCAUCGACGUGGAGAUCCCCCCCUACCUGCCGAUGGCGCCCCUCGGCCCGCCGAUUGGCCCGCCGCCGGGCGCACACGCGUCGGUGCUGGCGCAGUACGACAUGACGAACCCGCUGAACCGGCAGCCGGGCGAGGCGACGAUCCCGUUCCGGCUCAAGGACACGUUUCUGUGGAACCUGCACGAGACGCUGAUUACGACGGACCAGUUUGCGAUUACGCUGACGCAGGACCUCGACUUGCCGGUGCGCAGCACGGUGGCGGCCGAGAUCAGCAAGCAGAUCCGCACGCAGCUCGAGGAGUAUGCGGGCGUGGCGCUGCACCCGCUGUUCCACUCCCAUGCGUCGUCGGCCAGCAAGACACACGCACAGGCGCCACAGGCACCGCAACCAACACAACGCGACUCAGCCACACCCGCCGCCGGCACCCCCCACCUGUCGUUGAGCCGCGCCGACACGCCGUCACGGCUGGGGGGCCACAGCACGCCGGCGCCGCCCCCCGUGACGGCCGUGGCGGAAGCCAUCGAGCCAGACGCGGACGACUACAACCCCGACGACACGUACCGGUGCAUUGUGAACCUCAACAUCAACCUGGCGUCGCGGCUCUACACGGACAAGUUUGAGUGGUCACUGCUGCACCCGCCGGGCACGGCGGAGGCGUUUGCGCGGCAGACGUGCGCGGACCUGGGCCUGGCGGGCGAGUGGGUGCCGGCCAUGACGCACGCCAUCUACGAGGCCGUACUGCGGUUAAAAAAGGAGGCGUGCGAGUCGGGCGGGCUGGUGGGCGGCGGCCUGCCGUCGGAUUUCCCCAACGAUGCGGCGCUGGGCCAUGCGGCCGGCGGUGGUGGCCUUGGCGGUGACGAGGACGACGGGAGCGGGGGCGUCGGCGGGUGGCGCUAUGAUCCGGACACGCUGGGCGACGCCUGGGAGCCCAAGGUGGAGAUUCUGAGCAAGGAAGACAUCGAGAAGCGCGAGUACGACCGGGAGCGACAGCUGCGGCGGCUGCGGCGGGAGACGGCGCGGUUCAGCAGCAACACGGGGAUGGCGGGCGGGCUGCCCGCCGGGUUUGGCGCGCUGGUCGAGGAAGAAGAGCGCAUGGGCCGCGGCGAGCGCACCAAGAAGAAGCGGCGGUUCCGCAGCCUGUCGCCGCUGGGGCGGGGUGGGACGCCAGGACGGGCAACACCGGACGUCGGCAGCGGUGGCAGCGGUGGCUAUGGCGGCGGCGGCGGCACGCUGACCGACAGCGAGCGCACGUCGUGGCGGUGCGCCCACUGCCGGGUCUGGGGCACGAGCGUGUGGGCGGUGCGGGACGGCCCCCACGGCCCGCGGUCGCUGUGCAACAACUGCGGCUACCUGUACGAGCGGGACCGCAAGCUGCCGCGGUGGACAAAAAUGCUGCACGUCAACGAUGUCAUUCUGCUGUAG
Sporothrix schenckii 1099-18 is the source of this 1881-nucleotide messenger RNA. Its product is annotated as chromatin structure-remodeling complex subunit SFH1. The record is from RefSeq and is a predicted model, not a curated record. Gene Ontology annotation, cellular component: RSC-type complex; nucleus; nuclear chromosome. Gene Ontology annotation, biological process: chromatin remodeling; regulation of transcription by RNA polymerase II. NCBI's taxonomy places the organism in Eukaryota, Fungi, Ascomycota, Sordariomycetes, Ophiostomatales, Ophiostomataceae. The transcript has a single exon. Gene Ontology annotation, molecular function: transcription coregulator activity; zinc ion binding. Bases 1 to 1881 code for a protein of 626 amino acids.